AUGUACACUCGGUUCUUACCCUCUAAGAGUUUCGUUGCUUUGGUGAUCGACUUUGUGAUGGCAAUUUCAGUCGAUGAACCCUAUUAUCGAAGCCAUAGCAGUGGAGACAGCUGGUUUAAGUCAAUGUCUAGCUUCAACUUGAAUCCUGGAAGUGUUCCCCGUCCAAACUCUAUGCUUUCACCCCUUCCUCCUGAACGUGCUGAUUAUGAUCGUGGGGCAACGGUUGAUAUUCCUCUUGAUAGUUCCAAGGAUUUGAGAAUGAAGAAGGAACUCCAAGCUAAAGAGGCAGAACUAAAGAGGAGAGAACAGGUACUUGCUUAUUGUUCUCUUUUAUGGUGGCUUCUGAAUAUGGCUGGAAUUGUUAUUGAGGAGAAAAAUUGGCCACCGUUUCUUCCUAUCAUUCAUCACGACAUUGCAAAUGAAAUUCCGAUCCAUCUACAGCAGUUGCAGUAUGUUGCAUUUUCAACAUUAUUGGGUUUAUUUGUCUGCCUUCUGUGGAACAUUAUAGCAGUUACCACAGCAUGGAUCAAAGGGGAAGGUUGGCCUGGAAUACUUUAUGCAGGCUCACAAUUGGACUGUAGUGCCCUGAAGUUUGGGUGGUUUUUCUUGUCUUACGUGUUUCACAUUUGCUUCUGCGUCUUUGCUGCAGUUGCUCCUCCAAAUAUUUUUAAGGGGAAAUCACUGACAGGAAUCUUGCCGGCAAUUGAUGUUUUGAGUAAUCAUGCUUUUGUUGGGCACUAUAUACAACAAGCAUACAUGUGUUUCCAAGGCAGUGGCAAAGUUGCAGACCUGAAGCGUGAGGCUUCAAGAUCGACAAUGAUGUCAGCACUAUGA
Messenger RNA from Ilex paraguariensis (yerba mate), 834 nucleotides. The record is from the annotation of a GenBank genome assembly. Lineage: Eukaryota; Viridiplantae; Streptophyta; Magnoliopsida; Aquifoliales; Aquifoliaceae.